GGUGUACGGUAGGAAGCCGUGUGUGCCUGUAGGUGUACCGUAGGAGGCCAUGUGUGCCUGUAGGUGUACCGUAUGUGUGCCUGUAGUUGUACUGUAGGAGGCCGUGUGUGCCUGUAGUUGUACCGUAGGAGGCCGUGUGUGCCUGUAGGUGUGCCGUAGGAGGACGUGUGUGCGGUAGUGUGUACGGUAGGAGGCUCUUUAUACUUAGGUUUAGACCAACAUCGGGCAGACGCCAGGUAGGACUCACGUCCUGUUUCUUUGAGAGGUGUUCCUCAGAUGUUAUUGCAUUACACCAUUCCCCAGGAUGUGACCCACAACAGCCGUCUUACAACCAGGUUCCUACUCACUGCUGGGUGAACAGAGGCAACGGGUGUAAAGAGACCUGCCUAGUUUCUCGCCCUACCCGGGGAGUUUCAGUAUAUAUCACUAGACCGUGAGGGUCUUCAUAUGUACCAUAAGAGGACAUGUGUACUGUACCUGUGUGUAACGUUAGAGUCCACGUGUACGCGUGUGUGAGCUCUGAAGGGGCGGACUUCCCAUAAAUUCGAUUUCGUCAGUGCUUUUCCGUCAGUGAGGGCGUUGACUUAGUACGUUUUGCCACAGCCUGGCGCAGCAGAACCCGCAAGCGGUAGUGUGGUACGUCAUGACAUCACAGGUGGUGGACUUGCGACAGGGUGUGGCUGGUCGCCUGCUGGAGCACUACCACAACCUGAGGGUGGUGACGGUGGACCUGCGUCAGGUGUUCUACAACACACCACUGAUGGACCUGUACACCUCCACCGCCUGGAACCACAACACCACGUGGCCAGCAGUAAGUCUCAGUGACAUGAUUCGCCUGGCGCUGGUGUGGCAGGUUGGGGGCCUAUACAGCGACAAUGACGUGGUGUGCAUCGCUUCUCUCACCCACCUGAAGAACGUCAUCGGCAUCGUCAGAGAAAAGAGGGUGAACGGCGCCGUGUUUCACUUUGACAGACAUCACCCUAUGCUGGAGGCCUUCAUGAAACAGCUUAGUGAAGUCUUCAGCCCCAAUGUGUGGGGGGUAAACGGACCAGAUAUGGUGUCGCAAGUGUUAACGACCGCAUGCGGCAAGGACUUGGAGGCUGGGACCCAGUGUCGAGGGCUGACACUACUGAGCACACGAGCCUUCUACCCCUUGCCUGUUAAUGCGUGGAGUAACUUCUUUAUACCUCUCAGGGGCGUGGAUGUGCGUAAGAUGUUUCCCAACUCGUACGUGAUCCACCUGUGGAACAAACUGAGUCACUCUACCCCUAUCUUCAAGGACUCCGGGAUGUUGUACGACGAAAUUGCCAAGGUCUUCUGUCCCAUCACCAGGGAGGGCGCCCCCAGCGUGUACUGACCCUCCAUAACUACUCCACCACUGCUCCAUCACUACCCCACCACUACUCCAUCACUACACCAUAACUACUCCAUCACUACUCCAUCACCCCCAUUAAUAAUCCAUCACCCUCCAUAUCACUACUGUACCUCAUCAGCUAGCACAGAGAAGCAUCCGACAAGGGAACAUUCUUGCACCUAUAGUAUUCAUAUAUUAAGAUGAAUGUUCUCUAUUUAUCUUAUCGACGAAUUAUGAAUAUAUCAUAAUGAAAGAAAUCCCUGGGUUUUUUUAAUCUUCAUCUUUACAUUUCAGUAUUUUUGUUUACAUAAAUCAGGGAUAAUCGUCUGUUAAGCUUUUAAAAAAAAUGACAUUUUUGCCAGAUUCACAUAACUUUUUGUUUUUAUUGCUACAAUUUGAUAGAUAUUACUUCGUAUAUGAGGAAAUUUUCUCUGUUUUAUUAAAGACGUCAUUUACCAUCAUGAAGUAGCUAGAGUGAGUUAGGUUAGGUUAUGUAUGAAACUAUUCUUUCAUAUGUAUCAGGCAGCCGCUCCUCCUCUGCCGUGAAUUGCUACUUAGCAACUGUAUCGGUCGCAGUAUUCUUACACCAAGCAGGAAACAAGGCGGCAUCGCGGACUCAUUGUAGCCAAUCAAGUCGCCGCUGCCGUGAAAUUACCCCAAAUUCCUUGUUUUACCAUCAACAAUUGGACAUGUCUAUUAUAGGUUACUUUUUUUUUUUGCGAAAUCGGUUAUUUUGCAAAAUUACCGGCAUGCACGCCGGUAAUUUU
Homarus americanus (American lobster) is the source of this 2121-nucleotide messenger RNA. Its product is annotated as lactosylceramide 4-alpha-galactosyltransferase-like. Gene Ontology annotation, molecular function: hexosyltransferase activity. The coding region runs from base 644 to 1357 and encodes 237 amino acids. The record is from RefSeq and is a predicted model, not a curated record. The transcript is spliced from 4 exons. Gene Ontology annotation, biological process: glycosphingolipid biosynthetic process. NCBI's taxonomy places the organism in Eukaryota, Metazoa, Arthropoda, Malacostraca, Decapoda, Nephropidae.